UCUCUUAGGCGUCGAGGAGUUAAACGAACUACUCGGCGCGUAAGAGAUUGAAACCCUCAGGCUUUUCAGUUUCGUCACUCAUCGGACAGAUUAUUAGCUUGGUUGGAAUAAAAAUGUUUCUAAAUAUGAAUACGGGGAGAGAGACGCUCAUAUUAAGUGUGGAAAAAGAGGGAACGAGUCGAGUGUGUUGUCUGUGGGGAACGGCGGCGUUUCUUAACGAAGCGUCGUCUGCUUCGUCAGUCCUGCUGGGCUUCGCGAUCAUGUAGAUAAACCGCGGCAGUACUGGUCUAGUCUGUACCUGAUUAAUCACUUGCGAUAAUCUUCAGUGCAAUAAAAUGUUCUUUUCGGGAAUCAAAAGCAGAGGCCAGUGACAGUGUUCAUGUGAUGAACCGGUCCAAAGUUUAAUUCGUUCACUUCAGUCACCUUAAUGUCUCUUGCGCUGCACACUAGUGACAUUUCUAUACAAAAAAACCCAUGAGAUGUGAAGAUACAAACUCACUGUGGCGCCUGUUAGGUUUUUUUAUUUUUGUUUUUAUUUCUUCAAAUAUUGUCAUUUUCAGUUUGCUGAAAUACACUGUGGCUACCUGCAAAGUUUAAUAUUUUUUAAAAUAGUACUUGGAGAUGACUACUGAGUGAUUAGUGAAUUUACCAAUAAUAUUGCACUUUAGUUAUUUAGUUGGCAAUAUUAUUGCAGUGUUUGGCAAUAUAGCAAUAUACUGUAAGUAUGUACUAAUGAUAUCAACAUUAGUCUUAUCCAGGGUAAAACAACAGGUGUUUUGUAAAGGCCCCAUAGGGUUUAGAAAUGCACCGUGUUGUUUAUGCAUGUUCUUACAAAAUGAAUUUGCAUUUUGACACCUGCUAACGUGUCUCUGGAUGUGGGCAUGGUUUGUGUUUCAACUGGACAGUGAAGUUUGGCUUGAGGCCAAAGCCCUAUCACCCAGGUGACGCGAGACACAGGGAAACAGUUGCAGGGGCGACGUGUAUCGGAGCUUCACGGAGCUGUGCGUUGGCAUUCCGGAGAUAACUGCCUGUGUCUUUCUGUUUACACCCAUUUCCAUACAGAAAGUAUAUGGACAUUUCCAUGGAUGCACAAACAAACACUAACAAACCUUUUAGAAGAAAUGAAGUGUUUCCUGCACCAGAACCUUCCACGGUACCCGUACCACCAGGCUACGUGCCUCCAAAUGCACUUGUGCUAAUGCCGGUUCCACAGCGGCCCCCUGGCUGCCCUCCAGGACUCGAGUACCUGACACAGAUUGACCAGCUGCUUGUUCACCAGAAGGUCGAGCUUGCGGAAGUUAUGCUUGGCUGGGAGAUGAACAACAAGUAUGUGGUGAAGAACAGCCUUGGUCAACAGGUCUUCUUUGUGGUAGAGGAGAACGACUGUUGCAACAGGAACUGCUGCGGACCCAUGCGUUCCUUUGUCCUACACGUUCAGGAUAACUUUGGCCAGGAAAUUCUUACCCUCACUCGCCCUCUCAAGUGCAGCAGCUGCUGCUUCCCCUGCUGCCUGCAGCAGCUGGAGGUGCAGGGCCCCCCUGGGAACACUAUUGGAUUCAUUGUUCAGGACUGGCACUUUUAUCUUCCAAAAUUCACCAUCCAGAAUGAGAGAAAGGAGCCCGUGCUAAAAGUUGUUGGUCCGUGCUGUGACUGCAAGUGCUGUUCUGAUGUGAAUUUUGAGGUAAUAUCCUUGGAUGAAACAUCAAAUGUGGGCAGAAUCUCCAAGCAGUGGACAGGUGUUCUGCGAGAAAUGUACACAGAUGCAGACAAUUUUGGAAUCAAGUUCCCCAUGGAUUUAGAUGUGAAAAUUAAAGCUGUCCUUCUAGGGGCCUGUUUCCUCAUUGAUUUUAUGUUUUUCGAACAUAACAACUAAUGAAAUGCCCACCAGAAAUGUUAUCACUGUCUGAAAUGAUCUUUAAAUCAUUCUUAAGGAGGCACAAAACAACACUGAGACUACCAAAUUUUCUUGCUUUUUACUUGCUGUACAAAGUUAAGUGCCUGUUACUGCUGUUUUUGUUGUUUUUACUGCUGACAUUUAAGGGGAAAGUGCAGAUCAGUGGGGUUAUUAAAGGAUCAAAGAACUGAAUAGUGUCUAUAAUGUAAUAUGUAAUAUACAGUAUAUAAUAUAUGCCUAGUGCCUGCCAUCUGUAGUAAUAUUAGUUUUACGCAAGAGGGCACUAGAACCUUCAUAUAGAUUUGAGGCACAAUAAUUGUUAUGUGUAACACAAUAGCUCUGCCAGUAGUGCUGGUUACUCACAGUCCCCUCACUGUGCAUUUGGACAUAGGUUCAGUCCUCUCAGUCUCUGCAGAGUUUGCAUGUUCUUUUCUUGUACAUAUGGGUUUCCUCAAGCAAUCCAAAGACAUGUUUCGGGUGAAUUGGUCACUCUGAAUUUCUCAUUGUGUAUUUGAAAAAACAGCAAUUUAAAUGUGUUGUAAAUUUCAGUGGUAACACCACAGUUUGUCGUAGCAGUUUAGGCAGGUGAAUACUUUCUACACCCACUAUGUAUAUGUAAGUAUGUGUUAUAUCUGUGUACCUGUAUCCGUAUCUGUGUGUGUGUGUGAUUGCCCUGUGAUGGACUAGUGGCCUGUUCACAGUGUGUCCUGCCUUGUGCCCUUUGUUUUCAAUAUAGGCUCUGGACCACCACUGCUCUGCAUUAGGACCAGCGGUUAUUAGAAUGAAUGAGUCAACUAGUCAUUGAAUCAAAGCCAAGUGUAAAACACUAUUUAGGAUGGAAGACAUUCCAUUAAAAAGCCCUCUUACACACUUACACGCACAGACAUGCAUAUUUACUCACUAUAGGCAGUUCAGAGGGAGGAAACUGAAGUACGCAGACAAACAAAAGAGGAACAGACAAACUCCACAGACAACUAGUGCCUUAUUUGCACCCAAAAAAUUCAGAUUACUGAUUGUACUGCUGGGACAUGCGCACAUGUAUAGUUUGUAAUUGAGCAAAUUGAAGGUAUAGUUUUAAGCACAAGUUUUAAA
This is a messenger RNA of Scleropages formosus (Asian bonytongue), 2986 nucleotides long. Its product is annotated as phospholipid scramblase 1-like. The coding region runs from base 1070 to 1873 and encodes 267 amino acids. Lineage: Eukaryota; Metazoa; Chordata; Actinopteri; Osteoglossiformes; Osteoglossidae. The record is from RefSeq and is a predicted model, not a curated record. Gene Ontology annotation, cellular component: plasma membrane. Gene Ontology annotation, molecular function: phospholipid scramblase activity. The transcript has 10 exons. Gene Ontology annotation, biological process: plasma membrane phospholipid scrambling.